Molecule: messenger RNA, 1059 nt
Organism: Drechmeria coniospora
Lineage: Eukaryota; Fungi; Ascomycota; Sordariomycetes; Hypocreales; Ophiocordycipitaceae
Exons: 2
Coding region: 1-1059 (352 amino acids)
Biological process (GO): mitochondrial respiratory chain complex I assembly
Cellular component (GO): mitochondrion
Molecular function (GO): S-adenosylmethionine-dependent methyltransferase activity
Source: RefSeq, a predicted model, not a curated record
AUGGGCAGGGGCUGGCGUGGGAUUUCCCAGCUCGGCUGCCCCAGCCUCUGCCUCCACGGCAGCAGUGCUCGUCGACAGUACGCCGUGCUGUCGGAAGGCGCCCCUCGCUUCCAGGUCUUCAAUCGACGCACCAAGUGGCUCCAUAAGGAGCGGGCGGCAUCGAAUGCCGAGGAAAGUCGUCAGGCGGACUAUCUCAAAGAUGAGGUUGCCCUGAGGCUCUCCGAAAGGCUGCUGGAUAUAAAGCGACAUUUCCCCAGGGUCCUUGAUCUUGGGGCCAACUCGUGCAACCUGGCGCGGGCGCUGGUGCAGGAAAUACCCGAUGCCGACAGCUCCCAGUCAAGCGCUGCACCGGUGGCGAGCAAGAUAUCGGAACUGGUCGCCGCCGAUUCGUCCGAGUCGCUCCUGUAUCGCGAUGCGCAUCAUGACUUCAACAAGAAGAUCAACAUCACCCGACAAGUCCUGGCGGAUGAGGAGUCGAUUCCGUUCAAGGCAGAGUCCUUUGACCUCGUUCUGAGCUCCCUCAGCCUGCACUGGAUCAACGACUUGCCCGGGGUCCUGCAGCAGAUCAACAACGUCUUGAAGCCGGACUGUCCCUUUAUCGGGGCCAUGCUCGGUGGCGACACCCUUUUCGAGCUGCGGACCUCGCUCCAGCUUGCCGAGCAGGAACGGAGAGGCGGCAUCUCGCCUCACGUAUCCCCCUUGGCGGACGUCCGGGAUAUGGGCGGCCUGCUCCAGAAGGCAGGCUUCAAGAUGCUGACGGUCGACGUCGACGACAUCAUCGUCGACUACCCUGACACCUUUGCCCUCAUGCAGGAUUUGCAGUCCAUGGGCGAGAGCAAUGCCAUCCUCGGCCGGGAGAUGGGACCGAUCCGGCGGGACAUUCUGCUCGCCAACGAGGCCAUCUACAGGGCGUUGCACGGCAACCCAGACGGAUCCAUACCCGCCACAUUCCGCAUCAUCUUCAUGAUCGGCUGGCGCGAAGGAAAGGACCAGCCAAGCGCUCGUCCGCGAGGGAGCGGCGAGGUGAAUUUGAAGGAUGUCUUGCGGACGGCACAAUAG